AUGAAUCUUGAGCCAGUUUAUUCCUCUUCUUCUUAUUUUACCAACAAAGAAACAAUCGUUGAAACUCUUCAAAAAGAUGCUGAAUAUUAUACAAGGAAGCUUGAGCACAGUCGAAAACAAGCUGAUAUACUAAAUCAAGAACUAGAAGAAACAAAAUCUAAGAUUUUAGCCCACCGGUCAAGUCGCCUUUCUUUUAGCGAAUCCAAAGCCAAAAUUCAUUCGCUUAUAGCUAAGGCAGCUUGGCUUGAAGACAAGCUUGCUUUAGAGAAAAGUAAACUAAAUAAAAGUUUUCUUGAAAACAAGCAACUUAAAGAGAAAAUUGAAUUCUUGAGAAGAGAAAGGCAACUUCAUCAAAAAGUUUCUACAAGUUCAAGCCAAGAUCUUAGAAAAAUGCGAUCGUUGACUGAUAGAAUUAAAAACAAAAAUUUCCACUAUAAAUCUGAGACUGAAAACGUUAUUGAAAAAAUUGAACUAGCAAAAGCAAAGUUUGCGAGGUCUAAAACGAAUUUGAGAUCUCAGAUUUUUAAUCUCGAAAACAAUUUGAAUAAAUCAUUUGACUCAUCUCCUGAAGUAGCAGACGUGAAAAGGCCAAAAACUCCUAUGGAAAUGUAUAAUUUAAAUAAAUAUUUUACUGAAAAAUUUGGAGAAGUAGGCAAGGGGAAGUAUGCUGAGAUCGAUAAAUUUAGAAAAAACCGAAAAACAUUGAUUUCUGCGUUUAAUGAAAUGCGAGGACAUGAUUUAACUAUACCUGAAGUGGUCAAAGCAUAUUUAAGCUAUAUAAAUCAAUACAAUUCAUUAUGCAAAACACUUGGAGAACUGUCAGAAUCAGUUGACAAAGUAACCAGUGAGAUAAAAAAUAACAGAGACGAAAUUUCUGCAUAUAAAUCAAAUGCGAUUGGAGAAAGAGCCAAAGAUAAAUUAAAAUAUGAAGCUCUCAAAGUAAAAAUUUCUAAAAUUCAAGAAGAAUUAAAUAGAAAAAAUACUGCCACAGAUAAAAUCAGCAACCAACUAGCAAUAAUUUCAAUUCCUUUGCGAUUGAUUCGAAGUUGAUCUCACAAUUUAAAAGGGAAAAUUCCUCAAACUAAUGAUUUAAAUGACACUGAAGUGAUAUUUCACUCAGCAAAAGAAGCAGAUGAGUUUGUUGAUAUUUUAUCAUUUCUUAAAUUUAUUAAGCCAAAACCAGAAAAUCAAACAAUGCCUAAAACUCAAGUAAAGAGAAAAACUCUCAAAUUUGGAGAAGAUAUUGAGGGUGGUAAUAAUGCAGAAGACGAUAAACCAUUUUCUGUGGAUAGGUUUCGAGCUGUUGCUAAAGAAUUUGCUUUUAAGGCUAAUUAA
This is a messenger RNA of Blepharisma stoltei, 1335 nucleotides long. NCBI's taxonomy places the organism in Eukaryota, Ciliophora, Heterotrichea, Heterotrichida, Blepharismidae. The record is from the annotation of a GenBank genome assembly.